Aspergillus affinis is the source of this 2736-nucleotide messenger RNA. Its product is annotated as hydrolase. NCBI's taxonomy places the organism in Eukaryota, Fungi, Ascomycota, Eurotiomycetes, Eurotiales, Aspergillaceae. The coding region runs from base 1 to 2736 and encodes 911 amino acids. The record is from RefSeq and is a predicted model, not a curated record. The transcript has 2 exons.
AUGGACCGCACCGAUGAUGCGGUGGUGUCGAUGCUUGAAACCCCUUUCCAGUCUUCCGCCGCACUCCUUUCGAGGCAUCGCAAAGCCGCGCCGUCGCGAUCACAUUCCGCCAAACCGUCCACGGUUGACCCGGCAUCGCCCGAAGUGAUCUCCUCGUUGAUCUCAUCCCUUUCAACGAUCUCCGCGCCCCUGCAGUCUCAUUUCGACAGCGUUCCGUGCAUCGAUCCCGAAACCGAUCCAUCCUCCCCCGUUGUCUUACCCUCUGAGCAGCAUUCCAUCUCGGACCAGCGCCCACAUACCGCGCAUGGUUUUGGUGUGAGCUACGGGGCACCCCCAGUCUCCGAUGAAUCACCGAAUACCCCCUUCCUGCAUCCGGAUGAUGCAGCGGUUGCGCCCGUCAUUCGCAUGGCUCGAGCUCCUCCCUCUCCAAAGCCCAAAUCGAGCCCAGACCCUUCUCCCUCCUUUGGACGACCGACCUCUCGGGGCUCGUACACCUCGUCGAAAGCGGCAUACGAAGACUACGCAUUUGGAAUGAUAACAGCGCAGCCUGGCCCCCGUGUAUCGACUGCGCCUAGCAUUGCUUCGUCAGGGUCAAGAAAGAGUCUCAAGAACCAGUUUGUCCUAUUGAAGAAAGGUUCCCGGGAAUUCGGAGGCGAUAAGGACAAGCGAGCGGAGAGGUUACGAAAGACAAGUAGCUACAACGACAGCUUGAGACACAACGUUCCCCGCAGUAGAGCUAGCCUACGAUCCUUGUAUUCGAUGGCCGAUGUCGCCGAGGAGGGGCGACCGGCCCCAUCGGACCUGGUCUCUGCUCUGGAGGGAAGGGCAAUUAGCAGAAGCUCCAGUAAGGCGGGACAAUCAUUACAGUAUACCCCCGAGGACGCGCCUAGCACCCCGGGUGGUAUUGGAAGUGGAAGGGUUAUUCCUACUCGCGAGUCUUCUCUGCGACAUAGUUUUUCGUCAAGUCCCAAGCACCACAGGUCUGUCCGUCAUGUUCGCUAUUCGUCCUCGGGAAGCAGAGAGAUAAAAGCAGACAGUGGGGCCCCUGGUCCGAGCAACGAGGCCGAACAGGUGACCAAGAGGAUACAACAAUUAAAGGAUCAGCAGCAGAAGAUCAAGACUGAGCUGGAAAUCGACGAUAGUCCCGACAAGCCCGUUAGGGUGCCUCCUCAGCAAGACCCGCCAACACAGAACCCCGACGAAGGGGAGCGUCUAGAGGAGCCCUUGAGAAGGCAGAAUGAAUGCAGAACUGGGUUGGAAUUCGACGAGAGCGCACCAUCACCGGCUGUUCUGACCGGGAAAAGCAGGUCAGCGAGACACAAAAGUCCGACACUUGCGUCUCGACCGAGCAACGUACCCUUGCAGCCUUUAUCGACAAGUCAAUCAUUUGACAAGCCCGACUCAGCCGAAAGAAUCCGCCAUGGACAAUCGACGGAAUCUCCCCUGCGAAAUCCCAGCCAUUUCUCACCCGGCCAAGCUUCCCCAGGUCAUGGCUCAAUGAUAGAUGAGCGGCCAUCAAGUGCGGAUACCAUCGAUCUUGCUGUUUUUGACUACGUAUCGUCUUCAAAACUGACGCAGAAAGUGGUCCAUCCCGCUACCGGUCGUGCUAUAGCGUUUUCGGAAGUCGGUGACCCCAAGGGCCAUGUAGUAUUAUGCUGCCUCGGAAUGGGAUUAACCCGAUAUUUGAUGGCUUUUUACGACGAGCUAGCACGGUCUCUUCACCUCCGGCUCGUAACUUUGGAUCGCCCUGGAGUUGGUGAGAGUGGGCCUUACGUUAGCGAGGCGGGGACUCCUCUGAGCUGGCCUGAUGAUGUUGCGAUCGUGUGCAACCAUCUGAAAGUGACCAAGUUCUCCAUCCUUGCUCACUCUGCCGGCGCUAUCUAUGCGCUGGCAACUGCCCUGAGGAUUCCGCAGCACAUCCGUGGACGAAUCCAUCUUCUCGCGCCCUGGAUACCGCCCUCCCAAUUGUCCAGCAUUGGCUCGCCCAAGGCCCCUGUUCCCACCAACGCAGUUCCUUAUUCCCAGAGAAUCCUCCGGGCGCUUCCAACAUCCAUUUUAAAGGUCGCAAAUUCCAGCUUCAUGAGCGCAACAAGCGCAAGUAUCACUUCCAGUCUACCGAAAUCUCCCCGACGUGCCAAACGAAGAGCCGCAGUCAAGGACUCCACGAGCCCGACUGCCCUCGAGAGCAACGGGGCCCAGCGACUCCCGAAUAAACUUCACCAACAGGGAGCAGAUUUGCGGACAUUGCAGAUCAUCCAAGCCCCGUCGAUAUCAAACGCAGCUGGGGAUAAAAACCCCGAAGUGACCGCGAGCCCCACUCCGGUGACGGCAUCUCAAGAACGGGAACGCCAGACUGAUUACGAUACUCGACUGACUCACAAGAUCUGGGAGUUGGCUACCGCGAACGCCAACCCGGCCGUUGAUCUGCUGGUGUGCUUGGAACGUCGCCAGCCAAUUGGAUUUCGAUAUGUCGAUAUUACCCGAAACGUUGUCAUCCACCAUGGAAGCAGAGACACCCGCGUUCCUGUUGACAACGUCCGGUGGCUAGGGCAAACCAUGCGGCGCUGUGAAGUUCGGGUCCUUGAGGGUGAAGGCCAUGGAUUGAUGGCCUCAGCCGCGGUGAUGGGCAAUGUACUAAUGGAGAUUGCCAAGGAGUGGGAGGAUUGGAUGAUUGUGGUCCAGGGCAAGCGUCGAGGAACUAUCGGACCACGGUCAGGAGUUGCCGUUCAAGCGUGA